Blastomyces dermatitidis ER-3 is the source of this 4544-nucleotide messenger RNA. RefSeq lists its product as uncharacterized. The transcript has 2 exons. Lineage: Eukaryota; Fungi; Ascomycota; Eurotiomycetes; Onygenales; Ajellomycetaceae. The record is from RefSeq and is a predicted model, not a curated record. Bases 2461 to 3915 code for a protein of 484 amino acids.
GCAUGUACCACGGCUCAUCUGCGCGAAACUUUGCUUUUAUCGCCAAAUCUUUCAACUUCGGGAACCACUAUAAUAUGUUAACUUUGCUUAAGAGAAACAUUCCCUCAGGAUUCAAUUCACUCACAGGAGUACCUAGUCCUGUUGCUGGAUCCCAUCCAGCCAAAGCAGGGAAUCCACUAGUGUUGCACCCUCUAUUAGAUCCCCAGGUGAUGUCAGUAAAUGCAUCACGGGCUUCAGAAUAGAGCCAAGGAUUCAAGAAGCCUAGCGGUGGGUGCCCAUUGUCAAGCAAGGCAUCAUUGACCAGUGCGAUUAUGGCAGAAACUGUUGGAGCUGAAGCACUUGUUCCGUCCUGGAGAUGCGCUUGACCAUUCCAAAGGACAGAGAAGUGAUAACCUAGUGCGGCAAUAUCAGGAUAUCCGCGUCCCCUCCGAUUGAAAAGGCCUUGAUGUUCAUUUCCAAGAGCCUCCAGGUAAUUUUCAACCGCCAUGGCCUGAUAUCGUGGCCGUUCGAAAAGUUCACUGAAGCCACCGCCGCUGGCAAAAUCUCCGCGACCAUCGAACCCUACGAUCUCGGAACCCACUAGUCGCGUAGCUCCUACGCUAGUAACAUAGGGGCAGCUGGACGGGAAAGAGGGCGCAAAACGCCUUUGCUUGCCUCUGCCGUUAUCCAUUACGCACCGCUCACUUUUUCCGACCCCCCAGUCCCCACUAGCAACAAGGAUCGAGACGCCGCGGGCUCCCAGUUUGGCGAACUCCCUACAGACUCUCCUUGCGUACUCUGGGGGGACGGAUCGCUCGGUAUCAGCAUAUGAGAUAGAGAUAACGUGAGGUAAUGUCUCUUUAGUUUGCAUGUACUGGAGCCACGCCAGGUAUGGUUCAUUGGUGUUUUCUUGAUGGUCCUCGACAGGUCGAAAUGGGGGCUUCGAGCCUACAUUAUAUGUCGUCAUCGGAACCGGCCAACUGAGACCAAGGAUAGUCUGUGCGUCCAAAGCACCUUCGAACCCUUUAUUAGCAUUAUUCUGCUCUGGAGUAUUGGGUGUUUGUUGAUCAUCUCCAUCUGCUAUGAUCUCCGUCGUGAAUUGGUACGCUGCAUUCGCUUUGGCGGCGGAUGGAUUAUAACGGUUGAGGAAUAGCUCGAUGUCGGACCUAUUGUUGACUUCGCCCAGGAAAUUCACUAAUGCGAUACUAUUUUUAGCGAACGCCUUCUGCGGAUAACCCCAUGUGCCGUAAAGCACGCUUAGGCAUACUAUUGAGAUCGCUAGUCGAUUGCAUGCUUCCUUGACAGUGGGCGCCUGGGAUAGCUCAUGGGCUAGAGGGAUGCCGAGAUGGCCGCGCUCUAAGACAUCCUCUUCCACCAGUUCCUCAUAAGUUGGUAUACGAUGUUCUCUUUCCCAAUCCGGCGGGGGUAGGCCCCCAUAUCUAGAUUGCCCGCGUGGUAUGAAAAACGAGUUGGUGGGUUCGACAACAUCGAUGUGAUCGACUAGGCCGGCAGGUAUUGACCAUGUCAAGGAUCGUAUCAUGGUGAAUCCAUUCUCGUUUUGAUACUCCGCAUAAUUUGCCCUGAACAACCGUUCAACAACCCCGAUCGGUGCAUUAAAUGAGAUCAAGUCUUCAGAGGCGGAAACCGUCAAAUUUGACGGUAAGGAACUAGCUUCUUGGAGCCAGGCAGUUACCAGAUUAGAGGACGUCGGCGCCACUCUAACUAACCGAUUGACCUCAGUUGAAGAAAGGUACUUGCCAUAUCGGGGGUGGGAUGGAUCAGAGACUACGUUUAUUUUAACACAUACUAGCAAAAUCGAUGGAUAACAACACAAAACAUACUUUCCAUUAGAUGCUGCUCCAAUGUUUCCCAUCCAUGCUGCUUGAGCCCAAUGCUUACUCUAAUGACUCGAUCCCCUGAGACUGACGAUUUUCGCGACCAGCCUGUCGGCAAGUCCACCGAGCUCUUCAGCACAUAUCGUGUCUCUAAGAGUAGUGAUCCUAUACCUAAAUUGAAAAGAAAAAAAGAAAAGACAAUUCUUUGAAGAACUCUAGGAAUCAUGAUCAUUCGAUUUGUCAACUCUCAGACAGAGAUAUCAAAAAUAUAAACUCAAUUUCAUACAUCAUAACUACUUUCCUUAAUUUAGCCCUGCCCAUUAUAUCAAAACCGUUCCAUGAUGCUGACAUUGAAUGGUCCGCAUGUCAUGCUCGAUGCGCUAGUGCCGUAGUUGCUGACACUGCAUAUCACUGUGCUCACCAAUAAUAGUUAAGUUAGUUAACGGUUUCAUCGAUAGUUACCAAACUAAAGACAGCCACGCCUUGCCAUUCCGGGCAAAAAAUUACAGUACUCUUACUUGGCCUCGAACAGGUGUAACAUUCCUAGUUGGCGAUGUCUUGACUUUGCAGCUUUCUUCUUGGGCCAUGGGAUACCUAGAUAUGACUCCAUUUACCUCCCGGACACGUUCGCGCCUCUCUCUCUUUCAUGACUUCGCCAGCGGGAUACUUCCUAGCUAAAAUGGCCAUCCUUGGUAGAUAUCUUCUCGUAUCGAUUUACGCCCUCAUUUUGUUUAUCACCACCUUUACUGUCUCAGAGCCUGUUCAAUAUUGUCGAUUCGGCCACAAUGAACAUGGGCCAUCUAGCGUUGACUUUUGCAUGGGCGUUGCGAUGCAUUACAAUAGAUCUUCGCUCCAUCACGACAUGUACCUAACGAUGGAAAUUCCUCGAACGUCUGCACUGGGAUGGACUGCCAUAGGUACUGGAUCGUCCAUGAGAGGAUCAUUAAUGUUUAUCAUCUACGGGAUCCCUUCCGACCAGCAUGGCCCCAUCGUCAGUAUCCGCACGGUGGAUGGCCACACACAGCCGCAGUUGGUUUCUCAGAACCAGAUGGGCGGAGCGGAUCUUCGCGUGCUCCAAGCAUCGUGGAUGCAGGGUAGCCGUGCGAUGACUACUGCGAAAAUCGCCCUCGUGUGCUAUUCAUGUGAAAAAUGGCCAGGUGCUCCGAUCUCCGCUCAAGCCUCUUCACAGCCGUGGAUUUGGGCGUGGAACGAUAAACAAGAUAUCCCGGUAUACUCAUACGAUGUCCAUCUGGAUAUGCAUAAACACCAUGCUGGAAACGGUGGUUGGGGAAAUUUCUACGUGGAUAUGGCUCGAUCAGUUAGCACUGCCAAAACCCCUCCAUCAUUGCCCCCGAUUAGAACAGGGAUGCCCCGACUGGGGACGUCGGACAGCCCUUUAAGCGCAGGCGGUAUGAUAUCGUCGAUCAGAGACAACCCUAUAUCUUCUAUACACGGUUUUGUGAUGUUUGUUGCGUUCUUCAUCUUGUUCCCCCUUGGUACAAUAGCAAUGCGAUCUGGGUCCUCUAAGGCUUUCAAAUAUCACUGGUUCAUCCAGCUGGUAGCCUCUCUGUUCGCUUGGUCCGGUAUAAUCAUCGGACUCUUGAUGAACCACCACAUAAACACCGUUCACCAAUGGAUCGGUGUAUCUCUAGGUUCGUACCUCUUCAUCCAGGGCCUGCUGGGCUGGCAGCAUCAUCGGGUCUUCGUUCGCAUUCGCCGUCGGCACUGGGCCUCGUACUUACACAUAUGGCUUGGACGACUCACGCUAAUCCUGGGCUGGACCAACAUUAUUACUGGCAUGCUGUUGUCCGGAGCCAGCGUUUCUUGGUCCGCUUCUAUGGCAUGCAUAAUUGCCAUAAACGCUUUGGUUCUGUCUUUCUGGGUGUGGAAGGCUUCUAGACGUCAGUUGCGUGCCAAGGUGGCCACAGCCGAUCAGACUACCUCCCAAGCGGUGUGGCCUGAGCCCAAACAAGGGGACUACUUUGCCCUAGGCACAAUUGAUGAGGAUGACGACACAGAUUCGGAGGAGGAGAGAGAGAAUAAUAAGAAAAAGAAAACCCAUACACAAUAUGACCCUGCGCCCGGGCCUUCUGGCCAAUGAUAGCUUUGGAGCUGGGAAUUGUAUUUUGCAUUUAAAUAGGGAUACCGGCGGCCUGUAUCCAGGUAAUACGAAAUUUAGCAGACAGAGCUCCAUCCACUUUCCCAAAUUCAUGCCACCAUAUUCCGCGUCUCUCCGACAGCAUGGCUGUCGCGGCCGAUUCUCAAGCGUGCCAUAUAAAGGCCUAUAAAAAUUAUAGUUCGAUGGCCCUAAUUUAUACUACUUUGCUGGUAGGCUUGAGAAAAGAUAGUUAAUGAAUGCCAUAUUACAAACAUGGGAUAAAUUCUUGUCAUUCUGCGAGUCAGACGUGCUGUCUAGUUUCAGUUCCUUUUAUGCAUUACUCCAAGUGUUCAUAUCGUGUGUAAAAUCCUAAUGCUAUAUCCAUGGAUCUCUUUGUCUCAUUUGCUGGCUUGCUUGGUACCUGUCCCAAGGAGCUGUCUGUUUCCAUGUGUUACCUCCUGUGAAUUCCAUGUUGUUAAGAAACCGUCAGGGAUGUCUGAGUUAGUUACUUUCAUGCGCCCUCGCGGUGGCACAGUUCAUUUUCACUAGUGACAUUAUCAAUAAACGAUCAUAUUAUCCAUUAUAAUUGUCUCUCUAACGCGAUGCCGUCAUUCUGACUAUCUAUAUAAACG